AAAAUGUUGCAAUAUGUAGUUUUUCUUUUCAAACAUGCCACAACAUGCACAUUUUAUUGUGGAUAUUUGCCACAACAGUUCCGAUUCUGAAUUUGGGGAAUUUUACAUUUUAAUUAUUACAUUUAUCAAAUACGUCCACACAUGACUUAAAAAGAAAGACAACAAAAACAUGUGGGUGAAGCACUUGUGCAUGUGCACCCUCUCGACGUGGAAUGUAUUUAUGUAAUAUGUAAAUAAGUAUACAGUAAUACUUUACGUGUCUAAUGACACCUUGACGUCACAGUUUUAUUAUCAAGUGAGUCCGCCGGGCGGAGACCCUCUGAUGUCAUCUGCGAGGUUCCUCCUUGUAGGCGGAGUAAAGGGAGGCGGGACUUCCGGCGACUGCAGCCGACAUGUCAACAACAUGCCGGAGUUCGGCAAAAAAAACCAAAUUGAAGACAGGAGACGACUCACCCCACAAACACAGCAAGAAAAAACGACUUCACACAAUUUCGUUUCUGUGAUCUCUCAAUUGGCAGAUGAUAAUCUCACAUUAGUGCGGAGCAUAAGUAGCGGGCUUGCGCUUGCUGGUGUGAUUCUAAUAGCGAGAAGCAUUAAAGUGAUCACCAAAUUCCAAACAGUGUCUGAGAUCCCUUCUUAUUUCGUGGAGAGCAACAUCAGCCUCCGUGGAAGAGUUCAUUCUGUCACAGAGCAAGGCCUCCAAGUGGAGCAUUUGCCCAUUUACCUACCGCUGCUUUCACCUCUACUCGCCAAACACAAAGGUUUACCCACGUCCCCAUUGCAGGUGGACCUCGCUGGCGUGGAUCUGACCGCAGAUGGCAAAUUAUGGCUUCAAAGGAAUCUACUCCCCGCUCAAACAGUGUGGUUGAAGCUGAUCAACCGACAUGGCGACAGGCUGCACUGUUUUGUGUUCGAUAGCAAGAGGUCACCAUGGAGCUUGUCUGUGAACGAAGAAGUGCUCCGUCUUGGCCUUGCCCGCAGGGCGCCUUUAGCUGGAAUCUCGCAGCACUCUCGCCUCUACUGGCGUCUGCACAAGCGGCUGCACAGGGCAGAGGUCAAAGCUGAGAAGAAGGGGCUGGGCUUGUGGAAAGAAGAGAGUCAAUGGGAGAGGGCCGUAAAGGCCGUGUGGAAUAGUGCAUUAUUCAGGCUUUUACGGAGGCUCUUCGGGAGGACCUGAUGAGUAGAUACAAAACUUUUUUUUUUUUUCUACCUGUCAAAUAAUAUACAGUUUGGACAUGCUCUGUCAUGCUAUUGAAUAACAAAACCCUGUCCAAACUUUUAAUCUGUCAUGUAAAUAGUUUUCUGGUUACAUUUUGCACCAAGUUGAAUGCAAAAAUUGGAGACAUCCGUAUUCAUUAGUGUUGUCCGAUAAUGACUUUUUAACCGAUAAACAAUAUUCCGAUAUCGUCCUGCUCCAAUAAUCUGAUACCGAUAUCAAACUGAUCCCGAUAUAUGAGUUCAUGGACUUAACAUACUAUGGCUAAUUGUAUUGUGAUGCCCCACUGGAUGCUUUAAUAAUGAUAAAUGUAACCGCUUCAAAGUUUUCCAAAUAAACAUUCUGUGAAAAAUAAGAACAACUUCAACUAAAGUUAUGGAAAAAGUCCUUAUAUUGGACCACUAUAUUUAUUAGGGCUGUCCCAAAUGAUUAAUUUCCUCCCGAUUAGUCAGCUGACUAUUUUUACGAUUAGUCGACAAAUCUAAUAUAUAUAUAUAUAAUUCUCUGCCUUGAUGAACUCUACUAAGUAUCCUUGCUUUAAUAAUGAAAUUUUUGUUGAAGCUUUUUAAUUCACAAAAAAAAUUUUGGAACACCUAAAUUCUUUAUUAACGUAUAAAUAGAUAACAUAAAUAUCAAUAAUAAAUUACAAACAAUGAGGUCAAAUGCUGCUGGCAUUAACUAGUGCAAAAAAUGUAAACGGAAACACUGAGACUUCACCUCUUUAACAGGAGUCAAAACAAUUCUUACUCUUUUUGUGGUAUGUCAUUGUCUAUAUUGUUCUAAAUGUUAAAAUGAAUUGCAAUGUCCCGGACAACCAUUUUCAGAAUACUUUGUGUGAGUUCAGAUGCUUUUAUUGGUGUGAUUUUGCAUUUUUGGGGAGGGGAAAAACUGUUCAACUUUUGUUUGUUUUAACCUGAAAAUAGACAAAGUAGAGGGCACACUGAAAUAUUACCACAAUUAUUUUGAAUGAGAGGCACACAUACUCACAGUAACAAAAAUGAAAUAUAUAGUAUUAAUUUUAUAGUAUACUACUAUAUGUAUAUGCACAAUGAUACUUUAUAAUAUAAAGUAACUAACAUUAGUGCAGUCAUGGAUUACAGUAAGCAGGCCAGUGCUGUUUCCAUAUAUUUUUUUAUUAUAUUAUGUAUAUAUAGGAUAUGUAUAUAUUUUCCCCAAGUGGGAGCUUCCAUGAUCCUAAUAAAUUUAAUAAUAACAAAAAAAAAAAAAAAAAAAAAAAAAAAAACCAAACAAACAAACAAACAAACAAAAAAAAAUAUAUAUAUAUAAAUUAUUUUAUUAAAUAAAAAUGCAUGUUGAUACAAUGCACAUAAAGGUAAUUUCCAUUAAAAAAAAAUAGAAAGUUGUAUGGAUUUACAAUCCACUAGAUUGUUCUUUCUUGGUGUCUUCGAAAAUUAUACAGUACUUGGGUGACGGCGCUUCAAGUGUUCGUUCAUAGCCAACGUGCUACCGUGGUGUGCGAGCUCAGCUUAGUAAAGAGUACACACAGUGGCACCCUCCAUAUUUUCCUUGAAAUAAUUCCAGGCUCUGGCUAUUCUGGUCCGCUAUUUUGGCUUUAUGCCACUUUCAUGUGUCACCAAUUCUGCCCUUUUUGGUAAUUGGCGGUGUUUUCAACUCCUCGCCGUAGUGAGGAGUGAACCGGCGAUUCACUUAGCUCGUUGUCGUUGGUUCGUCCGAUUUCCUCCUCAGGAAGGCGGCGGCGUGCAUGAAAACACCGAGAGGCGUCGGAUGGCUCUUUAUGGAUACUUUUAUUGACCAAAACAAAAACGUGGGGGAUGCAGCGACUGAACUCCGCGCUACCCGUGCACUUUCCCAACUCACCGAUCUCGCUCCCUCUCUCUCGCUCGGCCACUUUCUUCCUCUUUGCUCAAUCUGACAAUGCCGGUCACAUUGAAAUAACAGCGGCCCCCUUGGGGGGCCAGUACCAACCGUUUGCAUCGCGAGCGCCCGCUAUUCUUAACUUUAUCCGCAUGUAAUUUUUUUUAACCCGUCAUUACCCGUCGACAGUAUGUUUUUCCCGUCGACCCAUUUACGUCAUUGAUGACGUCGACAACGUCGACUAGUCGGGACAGCUCUAAUAUUUAUUGUUGAAAUCAAAAUAGUGCAAACAUCAUUUUAAAAAAAAAUCAAGUGCAAGUUCAAAGUGCCAAUAAAUCCGAUAAUGAAAAACCGACGUCAAUAUUUUAAAAUACUUUUAUCGGCCGAUAUUAUCGGCUACCCAAUUAUAUUGCACAACUCAAGUAUUCAUUAAAUGCCAUGCUACAGAUAAGCAAACUUACAAAUGUAACUUUAUUUAGAAUUUAUACUUAAAGAGACACUAAAGACACUUUAUUAAUCUAAUUUUUUUUUUAAACCGUGGAUGCCAUAUUACCAGAUUUGCACAACAGUUUAAAUUGAAAAUGCCCAGUAUGUACUUUUUGGGCUGUUCUGCAGACGUGUGAUUCUCAUAGAUAUGCAGCUGACUGGCUCCAAUUUGAAUAUUCAACAUUAUAAUUUAAACUAGCAUAAUAAGGUACGUUGUGACAUCACACCAUGACUUUAUAGAACAAGUUCACUUGCCAAUGUGAUUGCAAUCAAAUAAAAUUUACAAACUUCAACUCGGGCACACUAUUUUAUGCAUGAAGUAGUUCAAAGUCUUGGGAAUAUAUUUUACCUCCUCUUUUUAAAAAGUAUCAUGCUUUCAGCAUUUUGACAACAUUAGACCAACAUUUGAACUGCCAAUAGCAGGUCGUAGCACAAAGACUUCAAGAGUCCUUGAGAUUUUUUUUUUUAUUAUAAU
Corythoichthys intestinalis (scribbled pipefish) is the source of this 4013-nucleotide messenger RNA. It is a transcript of the gene miso1, whose product is annotated as c18h3orf33 homolog (H. sapiens). Lineage: Eukaryota; Metazoa; Chordata; Actinopteri; Syngnathiformes; Syngnathidae. The record is from RefSeq and is a predicted model, not a curated record. The transcript is spliced from 5 exons. Bases 323 to 1177 code for a protein of 284 amino acids.